Messenger RNA from Eucalyptus grandis, 1545 nucleotides. Its product is annotated as NADH dehydrogenase (ubiquinone) complex I, assembly factor 6. Gene Ontology annotation, cellular component: mitochondrion. Lineage: Eukaryota; Viridiplantae; Streptophyta; Magnoliopsida; Myrtales; Myrtaceae. The coding region runs from base 336 to 1247 and encodes 303 amino acids. The transcript has 2 exons. Gene Ontology annotation, biological process: mitochondrial respiratory chain complex I assembly; biosynthetic process. The record is from RefSeq and is a predicted model, not a curated record.
CUGACAGAGCCGAGAGCAAACCGAAAUCCAGCCGAGAUCCACGCCGCUCGCGUAACUCCGCCCGCAACCGCGGCGUUUCUCCUCCUCCUCCCCUUCCCUUACCUCCCUCCGCCGCCCUCGCUCGCGCCCGCCUCCCCCCCGCCGGAGAUCCCGCACGUGCGCCUCCACGUGCCGAAGAGCUCGGCCGCUCCCCGCGACGCCAUACCCGCUUCCCGCUCGCUGUCCCGGAACCGCAUUCCCAACUCGCCUCUUGGUAUUUACCUGGAAGCUGGAACCACCGUUCGGCGCCGGCCAUCGCCUGUGACGAUCCGGGGUGGUUUUCUGACGUUGAACUGAUGAGCGGCUCCGGUGCAUCUACUAACUUACGCACUGCUUUUUCCCAUUGCGUGCAGCAGGUUCGGAGUUAUGAUUACCAUCACUACCUUUGCCUUCUUGAACUUCCACCCAACAUGCGCAAGGCUGCAUUUGCCCUCCGUGCUUUCAAUGUUGAAACAUCCAGAGCCAUGGACAUUGCUUCUGAUCCAAGAAUUGGCCUCAUGCGCCUUGUGUGGUGGCAGGAAGCUAUAGACAAAAUUUUUGCUAAUAAACUAAUUGAACACCCAACUGCACGGGCCUUAUCUGCAGUUGUAUCUGAGUUCAAAUUUAGCAAAGCAUGGUUGAAACGAUCUGUUGAAGCUCGUAUCAAUGAUGCUAGCAGAGAGGUGACUGAAAUGCCAGAAACCAUUGAUGAAUUGGAAAAGUAUGCCGAGGACACUGCAUCAACCAUUCUUUACACAACACUUCAAUCUGGUGGAAUCAGGUCCACUGCAGCUGAUCAUGCGGCAUCUCAUAUUGGAAAGGCCAGUGGCCUUCUUUUGCUGCUUAAGUCGCUGCCAUAUCAUGCUAGCAAGAGCCGCCACUCUUUAUAUAUACCUAGAAAAGUGGCGGCCAAGCAUGGAUUGCUGGUCGAAAUGGGAGGUCAAUCAGAAGUUCGAUUAGACUCCCGUGAGAAGCUUUGCGAUGCAGUAUUCGAGAUGGCAUCUGUGGCUAACAUCCACUUGCAGAAGGCUCGUGAAUUAGCUGGAACAGUGCCUGUUGAGGCGAUCCCAGUUCUGCUCCCGGCUGUGCCUGCGCAAGUAAUGCUAGAUACCCUCAGUCAGGUGCAGUUCGAUGUGUUUGACCCAAGGAUACCACGAGGAGUUCUGGGCAUCUCUCCUUUCUGGUACCAACUGAAACUCAAAUGGAGUUCCUGGAGGGGUAGAUACUAGAAAAUAGUCAUUUGCAGUGAGUUGAAUAAUACAAAGAAACUGAUUACACAACCAGGAGAUAAAAGUUUGAAUUGCUGGUAAUGUGAGGGGUUUUUUUUUUCCCCUUGAAUUGCAUCUUCUCACUGUAAUUUUCACCAUGCUCGAAUGAGCUGGACUACGACUGUUGUACUUUUCUGCAAUUUAAAGAGGGGCAGAGGUGAAUUUCUUGAUCCCGAAGCAGCAUCAGUUAUUGAGCGAGCUUGAGGGUGAACAGAAUUCAAACAUGGCUCAGCUGUGGACACUGUUAGAGACUUCCUUA